Molecule: messenger RNA, 1629 nt
Organism: Amoebophrya sp. A25
Lineage: Eukaryota; Dinophyceae; Syndiniales; Amoebophryaceae
Source: the annotation of a GenBank genome assembly
AUGUCCGCCGCAAUCGUAGAGGUGAAACCUCCCGCCCUAGCAGAGGAGAAAAAGCAGUCGGUUUCUGGCGAAAAAACGUCCGUGAACGUCGCCGCGAAACCAGUGGUUCGUGAUUCGAUUCCUAAUCGUACAAGUCCUAUAGACCAGAUCGUCGCGCGAGAGUGGGUGCGACACUGUCUACAAUUGAAUCAUGGGUGUGACGCGUGGGAUGACAGCACUACAACUGGAACCGCGUCUAAACAGUUUGCCACAGUCCCUUCCAGCAGCUUAUAUGCGCAAAUCAAAGAAGACAAGAAAGCCGUUUCGUCGAUGAAAUUGAAGCCUCUGGCUUUGCCUACUGUGAAGGAGGACAGCGUAAAAAUAACUGGAACAAAUAAUACUGGAACCGGUUCUAACAAGCUCAACCACCCUCCCUGGGACUUCCGAAGCCCUGCAUUAGCAGAUCGUAACAGUUUCGACGGAGGGGCGUUGAGGCAAGGUAGGAAAAGGGUCAUGAAUGCAUCUACAGAUUGCCAAUCCAAGGUGGCUGACAUACGCUUUGGAAAAGAGACGGACCCAGCUUCGUUGAAGUCAGGUACAAGUAUGCCUUUGGAUUGGUUACGUGAUAUCCACAGAAGAUGCAUGAAGAUGUCAUAUCUCUACUAUUGAUUUGAACUAUGCUAAUAUAUUUCAAUUAUCUCAUCACACACUCAACAUUCCUAAGAAGUGCUAACUUAGUUACGCAAAGGCUGCUCCACUCUGUUGCUAGCGAGAUCAUCUAGGUCUAAUAUCGAAUCAAGAAAACGCAAUCCACACAACUUGUACAGCAUUCCUGAUCCGAACCGAAGGAGAGCGCAUCUCCGAUGAUAUCAAGAAUACUCGCGCUUCUUUGACGAAGGACAAAACGGCGCGGACUUGGUCCCAACCAGAGGCAGCGCGGUACUUCGAAGCCAGUUGCAACAAGGACACGAAUUCGGAUAAGCCCUCAGUUGCCUACGCGACCCGAAAGCCAGGAGAUGCGGAGGAGGGCAAGGAAAAAGUGCGAAUCCCAGUCAAUAAGGACGCAUUUUUGCAGUCGAGUUCGGCAGUAUCGCCACACGGACGAUGGGAAUCUGAGAAGGAGAAGAAGCAUAGAGAAGACUACCAAAAAAGAAUGAAGAUGGUGCCUGCACGAUAUAGCACUGCGAAAAAGAAGGCGGUGUAGAAAUUCAUAUGGAGGCGUUGUAGUUCGAUCCCAACGUAUAACGGAAAAUAGCGCAAGGACAAGAGUCGAUCAUCCAAUAUUUUCUAUCGUUCAAAGGAAAAACAUUUGUAUCGAAGUACUUAUGUGGCCGCCAGCCACUUGUAGUAGCUGAAUAGAGUCUGGCUUUUCCUGUAUUAUACUUUUUAGCUCCUAGUAAAAGGCUAACUAUUCUGUGAUUGUGAAGAAAACGUAACUACAGGGAGUCAAUAAUCCCACCGUAUUUUCAUUGAUUCAAACAACAAGAGAAAGUCCGACAAACAUUUUUCAGGUCAGUCACAAGCAGACUCUCUUCGAAGUUUCCAUGGUCACCCAAAGGACUAUUCUUCGAUGUUAAACAGACUGUCUCUGGUUGUUGAAUUUUGUUGAAUUUUCUGUGAACAGAGGUGACUUGGAAAGUAAGAAAUCAU